Talaromyces stipitatus ATCC 10500 is the source of this 3411-nucleotide messenger RNA. Its product is annotated as endoplasmic reticulum calcium ATPase, putative. The record is from RefSeq and is a predicted model, not a curated record. The coding region runs from base 1 to 3411 and encodes 1136 amino acids. Gene Ontology annotation, cellular component: membrane. Gene Ontology annotation, molecular function: ATP binding; P-type calcium transporter activity; ATP hydrolysis activity. Gene Ontology annotation, biological process: intracellular calcium ion homeostasis; calcium ion transmembrane transport. Lineage: Eukaryota; Fungi; Ascomycota; Eurotiomycetes; Eurotiales; Trichocomaceae. The transcript is spliced from 8 exons.
AUGGAUCACUCUUUUACUCGCUCGCCUGCAGAGUUACUUCGUGACUUUGGUGUUACGGAGGAGGCAGGGUUGACGCAAGAACAGGUAUUGCGCUUGCGGGAGAAGUAUGGCUCCAAUGCGCUCGAGGAAGAGGAAGCUACCCCUCUCUGGAAACUAGUUCUGGAACAGUUCCAAGACCAACUUGUCCUCAUCCUCCUUGGCUCUGCCGCGAUCUCGUUCGUUUUGGCUCUUUUUGAAGAAGGCGAUGACUGGACUGCUUUCGUUGACCCGGCUGUGAUUCUGACCAUCCUUAUCCUCAAUGCUAUCGUCGGCGUUUCCCAAGAAAGCAGCGCGGAGAAAGCGAUUGCAGCUUUGCAAGAAUAUUCCGCCAACGUCACCAAGGUUGUUCGAAAUGGUACCUUACAAAAGCUCAAAGCUGAGGAGCUGGUCCCCGGAGACAUCAUCCAUAUUGCAGUGGGUGACCGCGUUCCCGCCGACUGCCGGCUACUGUCGAUCCAAAGCAACAGCUUCCGAGUUGAUCAAGCAAUCUUGACCGGUGAAAGUGAAAGUGUCAGCAAGGAUACCAAGGUCGUCUCGGAUAAGCAGGCUGUCAAGCAGGACCAAACAAAUAUGCUGUUUUCUGGAACUACCGUCGUGGCUGGCCAUGCAACUGCUAUUGUCGUUCUCACUGGAGCAUCGACCGCUAUCGGGGGCAUCCAUGAGAGUAUCACUUCUCAGAUUUCCGAACCCACGCCCUUGAAGCAGAAACUGAACGAUUUCGGCGAUAUGCUUGCAAAAGUGAUCACAGUGAUCUGUGUUGUCGUCUGGUUGAUUAAUAUUGAACACUUCAAUGAUCCUUCUCAUGGUGGCUGGGCAAAGGGUGCCAUCUACUAUCUCAAGAUUGCCGUGUCUCUGGGUGUUGCCGCUAUUCCGGAAGGUCUUGCCGUCGUUAUCACCACAUGUUUGGCGUUGGGGACUCGUAAGAUGGCAGCCAAAAAUGCGGUGGUACGAUCAUUACCUUCUGUUGAGACAUUGGGAAGCUGCAGCGUUAUCUGCUCCGAUAAGACCGGAACCUUGACCACCAACCAGAUGAGUGUAGAGCGGGUUCUUUAUCUAGAUCCUACCGGACAAGGAUUUGAGGAAAUUGACGUCGAGGGUACCACCUUUGCUCCUGUCGGCGCAUUGAAGAAACACGGAAAACCCUUGACAGAUUUGGCUGUUUCGUCCUCGACAAUCCGUCAAAUGACCGAAGUUCUUUCCCUGAACAACGAAGCUACCUUGGCCUAUGACCCGAAAACCGGAUUUACUUGCAUUGGUGAGCCUACAGAGGGAGCCCUGCGCGUUCUAGCCGAGAAGAUCGGAACGGACAACGCUGGCUUCAACGAGAGCAUACGAUCUUUGCCUCCAUCUGCUGCUUUGCACGCCACUAGUAAAUACUACGAAACUAAGCUACCGCUAAAGGCGACAUAUGAGUUUUCUCGAGACCGCAAGAGUAUGUCUGUAUUGGUUGGGGAGGGUAAAGAACAGAAGCUUCUGGUCAAAGGUGCUCCUGAAUCUAUUCUCGAGCGAUGCUCUCAUGUCCUUCUUGGGUCCGAUGGUCCCCGCGUACCCUUGACCCAGAGCCACAUCAGUUUGAUCUCUGAGCAGGUAGUUGAAUGCGGUAACCGGGGUCUUCGUGUCAUCGCACUAGCUACCGUGAGCGACGUCUCGACCAAUCCCCUCUUGCACACAGCAAAGACUUCAGAAGAGUAUGCCCAGUUGGAACGCAACAUGACCCUGAUCGGGCUUGUUGGCAUGCUUGAUCCCCCUCGUCCAGAGGUUGCCAAUUCAAUCCAAAAAUGCCGUGAAGCGGGUAUCCGAAUUAUUGUCAUUACUGGAGAUAACCGCAACACUGCCGAAUCCAUUUGCCGCCAAAUCGGUGUUUUUGGCGCAGACGAAAAUCUCGAGGGCAAGAGUUUUACCGGUAGAGAGUUUGACGACUUGACGGACAGUCAGAAGUUGGAAGCUGUCAAGAACGCAUCUCUAUUUUCUCGUACGGAACCUGCUCACAAGUCCAAGCUCGUCGAUCUACUUCAAUCAAUUGGCCACGUUGUCGCCAUGACUGGUGACGGUGUCAACGAUGCACCGGCCUUGAAAAAAGCAGAUAUUGGUGUUGCCAUGGGUACGGGUACAGACGUCGCCAAGCUUGCCGCCGAUAUGGUCCUCGCCGAUGACAACUUUGCUACUAUUGAAGUUGCAGUAGAAGAAGGUCGUUCUAUCUAUAGCAACACCCAACAGUUUAUUCGCUACUUGAUCUCCUCAAACAUUGGUGAAGUGGUAUCCAUCUUCUUGACUGCUGCUUUGGGACUACCGGAAGCUCUUAUUCCCGUGCAAUUGUUAUGGGUGAACCUUGUUACUGACGGUCUACCGGCUACUGCACUCUCAUUCAAUCCCCCUGAUCAUGAUGUCAUGCGCCGACCUCCUCGCAAGCGUGAUGAGGCACUUGUUGGCGGAUGGCUCUUUUUCCGCUACAUGGUUAUUGGAACAUACGUUGGCGCAGCCACUGUGUUUGGCUAUGUAUGGUGGUUCAUGUUUAACCCUGCCGGACCCCAGAUCUCUUACUGGCAAUUGUCCCACUUCCACAAAUGCACCAGUGAUUUCCCCGAAAUCGGCUGCUCCAUUUUCCACAACGACAUGUCCAAAUCCGCCUCAACAGUGUCCCUCUCCAUUCUGGUCGUAAUCGAAAUGUUGAACGCAAUGAACGCUCUUUCGUCCAGUGAAUCACUGCUCACUUUCCCCUUGUGGCACAAUCCCAUGCUCGUGUACGCCAUUGUCUUGUCAAUGUCGCUCCAUUUCGCGAUUUUGUACAUUCCGUUUUUGCAAGGGUUGUUUGCUAUUUUGCCCUUGGAUUGGAAUGAGUGGAAGGCUGUGUUGGGGAUUAGUUUGCCUGUUAUUAUCAUCGACGAAGUCCUCAAAUACUUCGAAAGACGCCUCUACGACCAACGCGUCGAGCAUCCCUCUGACUCAUGUCCAGGUGGUUCUUUUUUCAUUAGCAAUUUCUUACUAGUUACUGCCCGUUAUCUCGAUGCCAGCACCCGGGGAAACUUGACGACCUUUGGUAGAGGAAUAUGUAAAUCUAGCAAUGUCCUAAUGCAACUAGGCCGGAUAGGAAGCUUUGCACAAUAUGUAAGUUUUCUUUUGUCAUCCAACAACGGCACUCCCCCGAAUACCGUGAACGUCGCUUUUCAAAUCCCCCUUUAUGUUCUUGAAGUGAUAGGCGAAUCAUUUGCCGUUCCUAUGGUAUAUGAUCAUGCAAUUAAUACUUCGCCGCAGAAUUUGAAGAGUGUCGUCCAGGGUGUUUAUGUUUUGAAUGCUGCGCUUUGGUAUGGGAUUAGUCUUGCUUUGAGUCCUAAGGGUCCUGAGUUACUUUAUACCUAUUGUAUGCUGGGCUAG